GGAACACAUAGCAAAAUUGUGAACGGGUCCAGGAAGGGUGUACAUGUACCUGGUGGCAUGUAUGUUGAGAGCACAGCAGGCAGUACGAAAUUGGUUUCUUUGAGCACACAUAAACACACAGGACACAACAAUGGCCAAAGUAAAGAGACGCCGCUACAGUCAAGCCUAUUCCUGCGCAGUAGAAUUACGAUUUUGGAUUCCCCUAGUGGCGCUGGUGGUCAUUCUGGAAAUUGGAAUUUUGGGCUUUUUAAUGUUUCAGUUGGAGACCCAGCAGCAACAUCAUCAUCAUCACAAUCAUCCGUGGGGAGGCUCCUUGUCAGCUGUACGACGAAAACUGCUGCGUCUGUGGGAUCCUCAUCAUUGGAACCAAAAGAACAAGGAAAGUUUGUCCAGCAUGGCGAGAGAAUUGGGGCAAGUUCCACCCUUUCAGCAGUCCAAGUUUUCCCAACAUCAUCUUGACAACAACAAUAACCAUACCCAGCCAUCAUUGGACAAUUUCUACAGUCGGCCUCAUCUUUCUUCUUCUUCGUUAGAUGAUCAUGACAAGAAUAACCACAACAAGCAACCGUUUCUGAUCACCGUGGGAUCCGACGGCAGUGGCACACGCAUGUUUGUCCAAACCUUGAUGGAUUUGGGUGUCCCCAUGGUCGUGGACAGCUACGACACUAUGGAUAUCAAUGCCGAGGAAAUUGUCAUUGAAGGGCAACAUGGACGCAAGGACCGUGGAUGGCCGCCCCUGGUACACAUGGUCAUGGGGGAAACGCAUCGAGCCGCCAAUUAUACCCUCCAUGAUCUUACAUCCCAAGCACAACGACAACAAGUCAUGACCGCCUUGCUAAAACUCAAAUCCAGUCUGCUGCAAAAAGCACAUCAACUCAAAAAAGAGGAACGCGAUCUUAUUACAGCCAAACCCCCGGCAGCCGGUGUACAGUUGGGAUUCAAGGCACCCAUUGCCAUGCUGUUGCUGCCCUUGUUGAAACAAGUCUUUGGAUCCAUCAAGGUUCUUCACGUGGUGCGCGACGGCAGAGAUGUGGCGCUCAGUGACAAUACCAGCCCACUGCAAAAGUUCUAUCGAGCAUUUUACGGCCCACGUCCCUUUUUGCAGGCACAUGGUCAGCAGCAAAAACCUCCUAACGUGCAAUUGGGCAUGAUGCAAUUGUGGGCCGAUUGGAAUCAACAAGUCUAUCAAUGGGAACAAGAACAAGUGCAGAAGCAAUUGCAGCAGCAAAUACUACGAGAAGAAAAUUCAAAUGUUAUUGACAACGACAGUGACAACAGCAACAACAAUCAACCUCAAUUGGAUUACAUGGUGCUACGAACCGAAGACCUGCUUCAUCCCGAUACACGGUUAGAAGCACUGGUACAACUGGCAGAGUUUGUCGGUGCCCGCGUCACACCGCGUGAUUUGUGCUGUCAGAGUCAACGACCGCUUCACGACAUGGGACAAUCCAAUAAUCGAGAGGCUUUGACCAAAGACAUGUUUCUGGAACUCCUCUUGGGAAGAAAGGACCGAAAGACGCAGCAACAAGAAGAACGGGCCGUCAAGGCACGUUAUGGGAAAUGGAGACAUGCUCCGCCCGAGUUGUUGUGGCAGUUGGAAGAUAUUGGCAAGGAAACACUGCAACUGUUUGGCUACAAUCCACCAAGGAGGUUUCUCGAUCGUGCUGGCAGGGGACUCCACUGUGACGAGAUUCUCCGGGAGGAUGCCAGGGACUGCCCGCAAUGAAUGACAAACGGUGCACCUUUUGGGAACGGUUCAGCAAUAAAUUGGCUUUGGGUUGCUCUGGUUCCUACAAUCCAAUCGAUGCGAGAUUCGCACAGAACACAUGCAUUGGGUAAAACACAGUUGAAGUCAAUGCUGGCCAAAUUGGUUACGGGGAAGGUCGGUUAUUUCUUUUACGCCUACUUCAAUGUGAUCAUGCUGUGGCUUAGUUUGGCUUAUUCUUCCUCUCAUGAAGCUUGACACGAGUCCAAUCCUUCUCCGAUGCAAUGCUCGUUCAUUCGUCCACUCUUCAACUAGCAUUGAGGACACAAUGCGCUGGGAUCACGUAGCAGUAGAUAAAACAACACGUCGGGCUUGUCCUGCUUCUUGUAGCAACAAGCAGCCCAAUGGACAGGCAUGAUCUUCUCGCCUUCAUCCCAGCAGACAAAGUGAUCUCCUUCGAAGGCUUCUGGUUUGUGCUGAAGAAGAGUCUGGACGACAGAUAGUGGGGCCCUGCGGGAAAGUGCCGUAGUCAGCCCCUUUCGUAGUGCUUCUGGUCCUGACAGCUCAAGAAUCUGCUGGAAUAUUUUUUUUGAUUCCUUGAUGCGAUUGAUCUGGGGUUCCCGGCAUUUUGUCUGCAACUGGCGAAUGGCAAAGUCGAGGGGGUACCGGCCGCCCUUGUCUGCCAAGUGCACUUCAUGAGGGCGUUCUACAGUCAAGUGGUCAAUGAUUUGAAGCGACGCCCGCAUCUCCAGCGCAUAAUGCAUCAAAGGCUCCAUAGUCUCCUCCAUUUUUUGGUGUGCCACUGACGGAAUGGAUUUAUAUACAUCCAUGAAGAGCUCCGCUGUCGCUGAAUAAUCCCAGAUGACUUUUUUCUUGAUGAUGAAACGCAAUGGAUCCCUGGGAAGACGUUCGAUGUACUUGCAGGGAUCAGAAGGAGGAAAGAAUAGUUUCAAGAGAGAGGAAAGAAUUUGCGCCCCUUUAGGGAAACGCCAACGGCGUUCGAACCAAAUCUGAUUCUCCAGCAGAUUAUAGCUCCCGCCGUUUAGUGCAGGUGGCAUCUUGUAAAAGAGAGCAUCCGGAUUUUCUUCCGCCAAGUACAUCAAACAUUCCAGUGGCAUGACAACACGCUGGGUGAAGAUGUCAUGCCGGUGGCUGACUGUUUUCAUCCAGCAUUGGUGAAGAGGAAGCCACCCAUCAAUGUUUUCCGUCAUCAAACCAUUUGGAUAGGCAUCCACCACAUAUUCGAUGGCUUCUUGGGAGGCGCCCGGGCAAGCCACAAUGCAGUGGACUGGCAAGUUUCCAAAGAAUCCCUUCUGCUCGAGACCUUUUGGAUAGGCAUCCACGACAAACUUGACCACGUCCAAUGGAGCGGCACGGUCGCAGGCAUAGUGGACAGGCAAUGCUUUGUAGUCAUUGGCCACGGCGAGUCCUUCGGGAUACUGUUCCGCAAGGAAUUUGACCACAGAUAAGGGAGCACCACGACUACACGCAUAGUGUAAGGCCAAGUGACCCGUAGCAUCCCGCUCUUUGACACAAGCUGGAUUCUUCUGGACCAAGUGCAUCACCUUGGCCAGCGUCGCAGCGGCUCCACUUCUCACCAACUGGUGAAGCAACAGUCGCUCUCUUCGGUCUCGUCGCUUCUGCGACUUGCUCUUCUGCGUCUUUGUCUCUUGGCUCUUCUUCUUCAUUGUUGUCGUGUUGUCUUUGCAAUCGGAUAUUGACAGCAAGGACACGCUCUUCGUCGGCAUUGGUGCUUUUCCGCCCUGGCGCCCUUUCCAUUUUGGUAUUUUUCCAUUUUCCUUUUUCCAAUUUCAUUUGUUUCCUCUUUUAAAAAGCGGGUGUAUAGAACGACUUUCGAAUCAGCAUUCUUGAAUGAAAUCUAAUCACCAGUGAAUCCACAGUGGUGUCGGGUUAUGGUCAACUUACUUAACGUUUUACAAAAGUCGGCAGGUUUGGGGUACUCCGAAUCAAACUCUCUAGCGGACAUGACGGAUUUGAAGGAAGGGCCAUGGGAUCCAGUUCAAUGGGUAAAAGAUCAUCCGAUCCAGCGCAAAUUUCUCAAGUUGCACCCAGAGGCGUGGUCGGUUUUAGCUAAUAGGCAGAUUCCGGAUUGGUUCGCUAACCUCAACGAAGAUGAGAUUUGGUGCCCUGUGGAAACAACGGAGUGGUGGUCGAGUCUUUAUGUUGAUGGUUACGUUGAUUUAAACUAGAAACAUGGA
This is a messenger RNA of Seminavis robusta, 3924 nucleotides long. The record is from the annotation of a GenBank genome assembly. NCBI's taxonomy places the organism in Eukaryota, Bacillariophyta, Bacillariophyceae, Naviculales, Naviculaceae.